Messenger RNA from Cylicocyclus nassatus, 429 nucleotides. The record is from the annotation of a GenBank genome assembly. Lineage: Eukaryota; Metazoa; Nematoda; Chromadorea; Rhabditida; Strongylidae.
GUUUCAGCUUCAUUUUUCGCCAUCAUAGCUGCUUCCAUGCUGUUGGUGCUUCUGCUGACGACGUUAUUCUGCAAUGUUUCGUCACUUCAAUGCUGGACGUAUAACCGAUUGGAAAUCAAGGGUGUGGACGAAGAAGAGCACGACUACGGUCUUCUUACAUGCAGGACGAGCAAAGAAGUUUGUCUGACAGUGAGGAAAACGAUCCAACUUGACGUAGGCAUUGAUACAAUCAAAAUUUACAGCACAGGAUGCGGUCAUAUGAAGUUUUGUUUGAAAGGUUCGUGUUGCCGUAGGGAUGGUUGCAACAAGCUACUGUACGCCAUGUUAAUCACGGACAUCUCAGCUGUUCCGGAUAUGUAUGAUUUAGAAUAUAGAAAAGGCUUGAACAAAUCCGCAGGUUUCUCUAUGUUUCUCAUACAAUCUAGAUAA